Molecule: messenger RNA, 4055 nt
Organism: Physeter macrocephalus (sperm whale)
Lineage: Eukaryota; Metazoa; Chordata; Mammalia; Artiodactyla; Physeteridae
Gene: ENPP5
Product: ectonucleotide pyrophosphatase/phosphodiesterase family member 5
Exons: 4
Coding region: 170-1603 (477 amino acids)
Source: RefSeq, a predicted model, not a curated record
CUGCAAGUUUGGCGGGGGCGCCCCUUGCUGCCGCCGCCUCCCCGCUAUUGUCCCCGGUCUGCGGGAGGGAGCCCCCUCCAGGCCCUCCCUCCCAUUGCCCCAAGCAGAUGCGGACCGAGCGGAUCGCCGCGAGGAUUAUCUUACACUGAACUGAUCAAGUACUUUGAAAAUGACUUCAAAACUUCUCUGGGUGUCCUUCAUACUUGCUGCAUUGACACUUUCAAUUACAUUUUCUCUCCAACCAGACCAGCCAAAGGUUCUACUAGUUUCAUUUGAUGGAUUCCGUUGGGAUUACUUAUACAGAGUUCCAACACCCCAUUUUCAUCAUGUUAAAGAAUAUGGUGUCCACGUGAAGCAAGUUACUAAUAUUUUUAUUACAAAGACCUACCCUAACCAUUAUACUUUGGUAACUGGCCUCUUUGCCGAGAAUCAUGGCAUUGUGGCAAAUGACAUGUUUGAUCCUGUUCUGAACAAAUCUUUCUCCUUGGAUAAUAUGAACAUUUAUGCUUCUGAGUUUUGGGAAGAAGCGACGCCAAUAUGGGUCACAAAUCAGAGGGCAGGACAUACAAGUGGUGCAGCCAUGUGGCCCGGAACAGAUGUCAAAAUACAUAAAAGCUUUCCUACUUACUAUAUGCCUUACAAUGAGUCCGUUUCAUUUGAAGAGAGAGUUGCCAAAAUUAUUGAAUGGUUUACAUCGAAAGAGCCCAUCAAUCUUGGUCUUCUCUAUUGGGAAGAACCUGAUGACAUGGGCCACCAUUUGGGACCAGACAGCCCACUCAUGGGGCCUGUCAUUUCAGAUAUUGACCAGAGGUUAGGGUAUCUCAUACGAAUGCUGAAAAAGGCAAAGUUGUGGAACAUUCUGAACCUAAUCAUCACAAGUGAUCACGGAAUGACGCAGUGUUCUGAGGAAAGGAUCAUAGAGCUUGACCAGUAUCUGGAUAAAGACCACUAUACCCUGAUUGACCAUUCGCCGGUGGCAGCCAUCUUGCCCAAAGAAGGCAGAUUUGAUGAAGUCUAUGAAGCACUAGCCCAUGCUCAUCCUAAUCUGACCGUUUACAAAAAAGAAGAGAUUCCAGAAAGAUGGCAUUACAAAUACAACAGUCGAAUUCAGCCAGUUCUCGCAGUGGCUGACGAAGGGUGGUAUAUUUUACGGAAUAAGUCAGAUGACUUUCUGUUAGGCAACCACGGUUAUGAUAAUGCAUUAGCAGAAAUGCAUCCCAUAUUUUUAGCCCACGGCCCUGCCUUCCGAAAGAAUUUCACAAAAGAGGCCAUGAACUCAACAGAUCUGUACCCCCUGCUCUGCCACCUCCUCAAUAUCACUGCAGUGCCACACAACGGAUCACUCAGGAACGUCCAGGAUCUGCUCAGUUCACCAACUCCAAGAGCAAGACCUUAUACACAGAGCCCUCCUCUCCUCCAUGGUAGUGUCAAACCAAGAGAAAAUGAACAAGAGGAGCCAUACGCUUAUUUCAUAGGCGUCUCUCUCGGUAGCGUUAUAGUUAUUGUGUUUUUAAUAAUUUUCAUUAAACACUUAAUUCGCAGUCAAAUACCUGCCUUACCAGAUUUUCAGGCUGAAAUAUCUCAACCAUUAUUACAAGCCUAAUGCUCCUUUGAUGUGGAGAUUGCAUAGUUAUGUCAGGGUGUAAAGGUUUCAAAUUCUAGGAAACCAGCUUCAAACAUUUGCACAGACCAUUAAGCAGUUACGUACAUAUGCAGAGGCAGUCAUACACACACACACACACACACACACACACACACACACACACACACACGCACACGGACCAAAAUACACAUACCUGCAAAGGAUGAAAGAUGGGGAAGUAUGUUUCCAUUGUCCUCUCUGGCUUCUGGUAGGUAAGAUCCUGCUUUAUUUGGACUUGGCACAUACAAUGUAUAUAUUUAACAACUUUGCACUAUUUGAAGUACCUUACAUAUUGCACUUUAAAUUACUCUCCUAAUGGGUACAUUUAUGUGAAAUGCACUUUAUUGACAAUUACAUCUGAUAACUCGGUUGAAAAAGACAACUUUUGCACCCAUGUCCCAGAAUACCUGUUAUUCCUGUUCAAACGGAAUGAAAUUUCUAAUAAUUCCUGAAUACUGUAGAAAUCUAUCUAUCUUCUUAAAUUGGGAGAACACGAAGAAAGUGAAAACUGUUGAAAAUGAAAUGUGAUGACCUUUGAACAUUGAAUUUUGGAGAGACGCAUUCCCAACAGCAGGGUGCAUCUGUGGGCACUCCUUGUCAUAUUUCUUUCCAAUGGACAUGGGUUUUCAUUUUAUUUUUCCCCCAAAAAAGAGAUCCAAAUACUGACGGAUUCAUUCCAGGUAUGUUGUUUCCAUCGUGAAAUUCAUUAUUGCUGUUUCCUGAUUAGUCAUUUUACUCUGAUUUUAAUAGUAAGACACCAUAAGACCUCUACUCUGUAGGCUUGAAAAAAAAAAAAAAAAAAAGACACCAUGAAUAUACAUUUCUUUCCUCUCGAGUCUAGCACUGGUCUGACUAGAAGGCAUCAGGCACCAUCUCAGCAAUAUUUUCUCUUGCUCUGUAAUUAUUUGCUUCCUUGAAAACUAAAUCACUAUUAGUCGCAUUGAAAAAUCAGAUUAGAUAAAACAAUGUUUUCUUUCUGGUAAUCUGUAGUGACAGAACACAGCAUCUUUUAGAUUUCUGCAUUUGAAGGUCCAGAAUUGCAAGAGAGCACAAACCACAUUAGGGAAAACGUAGGCCACGCAAUCCGUGAAAAGAACUGUGUGGAGCUUGGGGGAAUAAAAAUUAGACAGAAACUUGGGGAAAAAAAUUAGGCAGGACCAUUGUUGUUUGCAGCGUACCCAGGACAAUGCUAAAGGGUGCCUGGUGGCAAGUAAUGGUGAAACGCGUAGAGGUAACGGGUAAUUGAAACAAGAGAAGCUGAGAUUAUAGCCUUGUUUCCUGAAAUAUCUGAAUAUCCACUCGCCAAAUGCUCAGUGGAAUCAAACAUGAAUCCAGGUUCACAAAUAGACUUUACCUCCUGGGUAGGUUUUUUCACCUCCCUGGUCAUCUCAGCUCCUCACUCCCACCAUGGAAAGAUGUGCCUUAGAUCUCUUAAGUAGGCUGGUUAGGGACAGGGUGGUGUUACCUGCGGUUUCUUAGAGGAAAGAGAAAGCCCUGGAAAGAAUAGCUUUCCUUGAAGAAAAUAGAAACCAGUUUAUAGACACGUGGCCCAUAGAAAAUACUGUGAUUUUGUGUAUAUUUAUGCACCAACUCGCUAAAAGUACGUAAAGUGGUAAAUGUAUUCCAGAAAGGAUAAACUAGAUGUAAAGAACAAAAGUGGCAUAGUGAAAAAUAUAAGUGAAGUGCUUCCUAAAAUCAGGUGAUUCUUUUUAAAUGAUGAUACCAGUAAACAAUGUUAGCACUUAAUUCUCAUGUCAUUAAUACAACCUCUAAAUGGGAUAGAAUGGAAUCGCUGGAAAUGUACUAUAGAUUAAAAAGCUGAUAAGUGAGAUGGUAGAAAACUCCUCAAGAGGUCUGAACUCUGGAUUAGACGUUUUACAACAUGUGACCACUUGUGUUGGCUUGCUUUGUAGCGAGGAACUUAUCUGCGUUAUUGAGAUGCCAAUCUAAUGACUGAAAGAUGAAACUGGUCUUUUUAAAAGCAUUAUUAUUCAAGUGCUAUCUGUGUAUUUAAACUAAUUGUUGCAUUAAAUUCAGUUUAGAGGGUGCUAUUACCUUAGUAGUAAGAAGAGAGUAGAUUCUGUAACACUGAUGAAAUCAUUAAAAUUCUGAUAUGAAGAUUUGAUUAUUGAAUGGUUUCCUUUAUCUACAGAUACUUAUUUUCCUGUAAAAUAUCAGCAGGAGAGUUUACCUGAAGGAAAAUAACAUUUUAAACUUUGCUGGGGAAAUAUCUACUCACUCAUCAUUUUUCGAUAGUUUUGUUGUUGUUUUGGUUUUAUCUGCAUGUCUCUGUGGUCAAACUUUGUAUGCAGUCAACACAAAUUAGCACAUAGAAAUAACAUGUAGACCAGCUAAUCUUCCUAACUGUAAGUAAGAACUUUUAAAAGGUCCAAGGAAUGGAAUCCCCCCCUCA